Messenger RNA from Cryptomeria japonica (Japanese cedar), 2152 nucleotides. RefSeq lists its product as uncharacterized. The record is from RefSeq and is a predicted model, not a curated record. Gene Ontology annotation, cellular component: membrane. The transcript has 2 exons. NCBI's taxonomy places the organism in Eukaryota, Viridiplantae, Streptophyta, Pinopsida, Cupressales, Cupressaceae. Bases 123 to 1844 code for a protein of 573 amino acids.
AAAAAUCAUCCACAGAUUCAGAUUCAAAUUAUUGACAGUAUAUUUCAACUAGACUCCACUCCUGAGAGACUUUGACAGACACUACUCUAUAGUAUUGCAUUUGAAUUUUGUUUGCAGUUAAAAUGAAUAAAACAGAGUUCUCUGUUCUGGUCAGAGAUGUGGCCACAGGAAGAUGGUUUGUGGUAUUUAUAUGUUUUCUGAUCAUGUCCCUUGCUGGGGGGACUUACAUAUUUGGUAUAUAUUCAGAAGCAAUAAAAACAGUUCUGGGCUAUGAUCAAGAAACUCUGACCACACUGGGAUUUUUCAAGGAUCUUGGAGGGAAUGUUGGAAUUUUGUCUGGUCUGAUAAAUGAAAUAGCUCCAGCCUGGGUGGUCCUGGGCAUAGGAGCCCUCAUGAACAUCACUGGCUAUUUAAUGAUCUGGCUCUCUGUCACCCAAAGGAUUGCUAAGCCAAAGACAUGGCAGAUGUAUUUAUAUAUCUGCAUAGGAGCCAAUUCUCAGACAUUUGCCAACACAGGAGCUCUGGUCACCUGUGUGAAAAAUUUCCCACAGAGUAGAGGAAGUGUGCUUGGAAUUCUCAAGGGAUUCAUGGGUUUGAGUGGAGCUAUCUUCACUCAGAUAUACCAUGCAAUUUAUGGUCAGGAUGACAGAGGCUUAAUCCUGCUUCUGGGUGUCCUCCCCUCUGCUGUAUCUCUGCUUGUCAUGUUAAUGGUGAGACCCACAAAAUCUGUCACAGAGAAGAAUGAACUGAAGCACUUCUACAGUUUUCUCUACAUAGCUCUUAUGCUUGCAGGCUUUCUCAUGGUUAUGAUUGUGGUGGAGAACAGGCUGAAAGAUUUUCCACAGUUAGGCUACCAAAUUGUUUCUGCUUUAACCAUACUAUUUCUUUUGUCCAAUCUUGCUGUUGUUGUCAAGGCAGAGAUGGACAACAUGAAACUGCAGGAUUGGGUCUCUGUAAACUCUCAAAAAGACAUAAAAAACAAUGUAGAAGAGGAAAAACAGAGCAAUGGCGGGAGAGAAGAGGAGCCCAAUUCUGUGAAAUACCAUUUUACAAAAAUCUUCAAAGGCCCACCAAGGGGAAAUGACUUCACAAUCCCUCAAGCUCUAGUGAGUGUGGACAUGAUAAUCCUUUUCUCAGCAGCAACUUGUGGGAUUGGAGCAACUUUAACAGCCAUUGACAACAUGGGUCAGAUUGGCAGAGCAUUGCAAUACACCCCUGUGAAUAUCAGCACCUUUGUUUCCCUCAUCAGCAUCUGGAGUUUCCUUGGGAGGGUAAUUGCAGGAUUUCUCUCUGAAUUCCUCUUGCAGAAGUAUAAGUUUCCAAGGCCUCUUAUGUUUACAGUGGUGUUACUCAUAGGCUGUAUUGGGCAUGUGUUUAUAGCAUUUGCUCUUCCUGCUUCAUUGUAUGUAGCUUCCAUAGUUAUAGGCCUGUCUUUUGGAGCUCAAUGGCCUCUCUUGCUUGCUAUUAUCUCAGAGCUCUUUGGUCUAAAGUAUUAUGCUACCCUUUACAAUUUUGGAGCUGCUGCAAGCCCAUUGGGGUCCUAUCUUCUCUCAGUCAGGGUGGCUGGAGCUCUAUAUGAUAAAGAAGCCAGAAAGCAACAUCACAUUUCUGAAUCAGUGUUGCAGGCAGCUCAUGCACCUUCACCAUCUCAUAACCAGUUGGGUUGCAUAGGACACCAGUGCUUUCGCCUCAGUUUUAUCAUAAUGACACUGGUUUCAUUGUUUGGGGCUCUCAUUUCAGGCAUUCUUGUUUUUAGGACAAGGAAGUUUUAUGCAGGGGAUAUCUAUGCUAAGUUUAGAGUUGAAGCUGAAAAGUCCCAGGGAGAGGAUGAUAGAGUUAAUUAAGAUUUUGUUUCAACCAUCAUAGCCAGAUAAGAGAUGGUGCAAUUUGCUGGAAUAUGGUUAUCAAUAUUUGAAGAAGUUAUUGUUGUUUUAGCUAAUGGAGUUGGAGAAAUUAUUUAUUGUUUUCACAGAGAAUUUUCGGCCCUGCAUAUCACAGUCUUCUUUGCAAGCAUAAUGGGCGAGCUGGAAUUAUAACUGUGUGGCUGUGUCUCAAAAUCUUCUUAUUUCAGGUGAUCCAUUUAUAUUGGAGCACAAACUUGAGACCAUUGUCUGUGAUUUUCAAUGGCUCAAUCAUAUUAUUAUUGUUAUUG